Messenger RNA from Leptidea sinapis, 2956 nucleotides. Its product is annotated as toll-like receptor 3. Lineage: Eukaryota; Metazoa; Arthropoda; Insecta; Lepidoptera; Pieridae. Gene Ontology annotation, biological process: inflammatory response; toll-like receptor signaling pathway; immune response. The transcript is spliced from 3 exons. The record is from RefSeq and is a predicted model, not a curated record. The coding region runs from base 369 to 2945 and encodes 858 amino acids. Gene Ontology annotation, molecular function: protein binding; transmembrane signaling receptor activity. Gene Ontology annotation, cellular component: membrane.
ACUCACCGAAUUGUCCUAACGUGCGUUUUUAUCUCAAUAGUUACACAGUUAUCUAAUAUGCAAAUAUUUGCAAACCUAUGACGGAGGCUGUAAUACUAAAAUUCACACCUCUAUAUUGAAUGGAGUUUAGAAUUGUGUUUCGUGAAGAUAGCACACUCUUCAACACUUUAAAUAUAGUUUAUUAUUCACUACCUCUAUGGUUUUGUAAAGUGCGACGUAGUUAUGGAGUGAAAAGUUUCUAAAUGUUCGUAAUUAAUUGUUGCUUAUAAAUGGCAUGGCCACAGAUGAUCCAACUUCUAUAUCUGUUGAGAAUUAAAGAUUGCAACGAUUGAAUUAGUGUUGUAGUAACGAGGAAGGUAUACUUUGAUAUGGUCUUUGCUCGAUACCUCUGGUUGCUGUUAUAUUACGCGCAGUAUGCAGGGACUCAGCUGAUGAAGGACUACGAGGAUAUAACGCUGAGCAUUCUAUCUCCCCCUGUGGAUGAGGCGAGCUUAGCACUUCCGUUCAAUAUGGGACAGGAUAGAACUUCUGGCUGCUUUUGUAGAAGUACUAGUCGAAAAGACUUGGUCGUCUGUUUCGGGAACUAUGAAUGCGCGAAGUUUCCUAAGAUUAAUAUUGGAGUGUGCGACACACUAGUUGUGCGAACGACUGUGAUUUCACAAAUAACGGUUGGAGACUUAGAUCAAUACUUCGGCCUGCGGGCGUUGAAGAUAGACGGCAACAGCAGACUGCAUACGCUACAACCAGGAAUCUUCAGAAACUUAUCCAACUUAGAAGAACUUUCAGUUUCGUAUAAUACUCAGCUUCACUACCUGCAAACACAUACAUUCACAGGUUUAGUGAAACUUAAAUCAUUAAUAUUAGUUAAUAAUAGAUUUGAAAAGCUCACCGAAAUUGUUCCAGCUUUUAAGCCUAAUACAUUACCAUCAUUGACACUCUUGGAUCUCUCUGAAAACAACUUUGAAAAUAUAAAUGAAAAUACUUUUUUACCAAUGAACGGAAGUAAACUAGAGAUACUGAAUUUAAACUUAUGUAGACUAGACUAUAUUCAUCCAAAUAGUUUUUCAAAACUCAAAAAAUUGAAAGAACUACAUAUAAGGGAAAAUGAUUUAAAUGCACCAUCAAUAUACAACUUUUUACUAAAAAUGAUAGACAGUGGCAUAAAUCUCGGCUAUCUCGAUCUUUCAGGAAUGGGUUUUAGAAAACAACCUCCAAUGAAAAUAAUGGAAAUGAUAGCCAACACAACGAUAAGAAGACUUAAUCUCGCAGACAAUCAGUUUGAGCUAAUCACUGAUGACGAUUUUCCAUAUAUGCCCAACAUAGAAGUUCUAGAUUUAAGAAGAGUUUUUGCAAUAGCAGUUAGUCCAUAUGCUUUCAAUCCAGAUAGAUUCCCAAAACUGAGAAUAUUGUUGCUAAGUGGCAACAACCUACCAGGCAUAAAUAUUUAUCACAUAUCGUGCCAACAGUUGCUGCUUUUGGACUUAUCUUCAAAUAAAGGAACAUCCUCAAGCUCUUUGUAUUAUGAGAUUGAUAGAGGAGUCUUUAGUUUUUGUAGAGAUUUACGGUUUCUAAAUCUUGCUUAUAAUAGAAUUAAACAUAUUUACAAUUACACAUUCAUUGGCUUGGAAAAUUUAAGAAUUCUUAAUAUGGAAAAUGGUACACUAUUUCAUAUUGGUCUUGGAACUUUUAAACCUAUGAAGCAUUUGGAAAUACUUAAUCUGGGAAACAAUCCAUUAGUGUCUAGUGAAAAUCUAACAAGUUCACAAUUUGAAGGCCUGAAUGAGCUGAAGAUGUUAAUUUUACGAAAUUGUGGAAUCAAGCGUUUUAACGACGAUGAUAAUAUGUUUGAAAUGAUGCCAAACUUAACACAUUUAAUACUAACGAAUAAUCAGUUGUUUUAUAUUACUGUUGAGACAUUGAAGCCGUUGAAGUUCUUGAAAGUUCUAGACCUAAGUCAAAACUUAUUAGUAUCCUGGUGGCAACCUAUAUUUCUGGCUUCUGGCAUUCAACCUACCAAAUUAUAUUUAAUGAAUAACAAAAUAUCCCACUUCAGUUUGGGUAUGAUCCAGGAUUUAAAUUAUUUACUUGAAAAAUAUAAUGCUUCUGUCGAAAUUGACCUCAUGGAUAACUUAUUUAUUUGCGAUUGCAAUUCCAUGUACAAAAUUUAUACAUGGCUACAAGUGAAUGGUUCUGAUAUAUUAAAGAAAUACUUUGCAAAGUCAAACAUCCUCUGCAGCAGUCCCGAUGUAUGGGAAGAUCGAAGAGUCGCAGAUUUCAUGUCAUCUAUCAAGAACUUACGAUGUUUUGUCUAUCAAAAAUUUUCAACCGCCAUGUUACUGGUGUGGACGGCACCAUCUUUAGUGACCAUUGCUUUUCUACUAAUCGUUAUAUUUUUAAUCUAUAGAUACAGAAUAUACAUAAGAUAUUGGUUAUUUUUGGCAAAAGUAGCAUUAGGGAGAAGUUUUAUAAGGAGAACUCUGAAAGCGGAUAAUUUAAAUAAGGCAUAUAAGUAUGAUGCCUUUGUUUCUUAUUGUAAUGACGAUCGUGAAUUCGUCUUAGAAAUGAUAUCGCAGUUGGAAUCCCAGCCACCUUACUUAAAACUUUGUAUUUAUGAGAGAGAUUUUGAAAUUGGUACGUUUAUAUCUGAAGCAAUUUUAAGGAGCAUUAAUGAGAGCAGACAUAUUAUAUUGAUAAUAAGUAACGGAUUUGCGAAGUCACAAUGGUGCAGGUGGGAAACCCAUCUAGCUGAAUACCACAGGUUGUUUCUUGAUGAUGGAACGCCCCACGACCCUCUGGUGCUGAUAAAAACAGGUGAAGUAGAAAACAAGUACUUAACAACAACACUAAAGUACCUGCUGAAGACAAAAAUAUACCAUUCUUGGACGGAACAGAAUUCGGAUGAUUUCUGGAAGAAGCUACGAAAUGUUUUAGUAAAAAAUAAAUAAUAUCAGUAAAA